Messenger RNA from Papaver somniferum (opium poppy), 1622 nucleotides. Its product is annotated as probable pectate lyase 4. The record is from RefSeq and is a predicted model, not a curated record. Bases 189 to 1319 code for a protein of 376 amino acids. Gene Ontology annotation, molecular function: pectate lyase activity. Lineage: Eukaryota; Viridiplantae; Streptophyta; Magnoliopsida; Ranunculales; Papaveraceae. The transcript has 5 exons.
AAAUAAUUCCUGACGUUUUCUGCUAUGGUCAUGAAUUCUCUGUAUUGAUUGUUCGUUCAGGUUCAAUCUCACUCACAAUAACUUUUUACCUUUUUAUCCAUAGAGAGAAGACCGGCCAGUUUCACCUAAGCUUCAAACCUAAAAACUCUGCUGUUAUUGAAUUUAACAACCGAACCAUUUAAUUCACAAUGGGAACCGUUCAUAGCCGUAAAUAUCGGAAUGGCAUUAACGGUUCUUCUUCACAACCAAACCCUCCUCCUUAUAUAAGGACUUACCCGCCAAAUCAACCUACAGCAACAGCAACAAAUAGCGAAAUGUCUUGUUCAUUGCCUUACUCGAAUGUUGAUUCUAACUUGAGAGCUUUAGCUGGCCAAGCUGAGGGUUUUGGGAAGUGUGCCAUCGGAGGACUUAAUGGACCUAUUUAUCAUGUCACUACGUUAGCAGAUGAUGGUCCUGGAUCACUGCAUGACGGGUGUCGGAAAAAAGAACCUCUUUGGAUCGUCUUUGACGUUUCGGGUACCAUUUUCCUUUCAUCCUAUUUGGCUGUAUCGUCCUAUAAGACAAUCGAUGGUAGAGGACAGCGGAUAAAGUUUACGGGCAAGGGCUUAAGGUUGAAGGAGUGUGAACAUGUGAUAAUCUGCAAUCUUGAGUUUGAAGGGGGUAGAGGACAUGAUGUUGAUUGUAUUCAGAUUAAACCUAAAUCAAAGCAUAUAUGGAUUGAUCGCUGCAGCCUGAGUGAUUUCGAUGAUGGGUGUAUUGAUAUUACAAGAGAGAGCACAGAUAUCACUGUAUCUAGGUGUCAUUUCUAUAAGCAUGACAAGACAAUGCUUAUUGGAGCAGAUCCCAGUCACGUUACUGAUAGAUGCAUUCGAGUAACCAUUCAUCACUGCUUCUUUGAUGGAACUGUACAGCGACAUCCUCGUGUUAGGUUUGCGAAGGUUCAUCUAUAUAACAACUACACCAGAUGUUGGGGCAUAUAUGCUGUUUGUUCAAGUGUAGAAUCACAGAUAUUUUCGGAGUGCAACAUAUAUGAAGCAGGUGCUGCAGGUGCGAAGAAGGGGACAUUUCUAUAUUUCACGGAAAAGGCUGCGGACAAAGAAUGCCCCUCAACUGGCUUUGUAACAUCUCAAGGAGACAUCUUCCUUAACGGUGCUCCAGCAUGUCCUCAAGCAGGAGGGUAUUGUGAAGGAAAUAUGUUCCAUCCUAGUGAAUACUACCCUACAUGGACAGUCGAACCUGCAACUGAAAAUCUGAAGGAAAUCCUUAAACUCUGUACAGGAUGGCAAAACAUAUCAAGACCCUGUGAGAAGACAGCAUAAACUAUGAUGCCCCAGUAACUAUCCCUUUGUCUUAAGUUAGUAGUAUCUCCUACAGUAUUACUAGUUGUUAUUCUGGUUUUCAUGGCUUUCUAUAGUUAUGAGUAUUCGACGUUAUUCUGGUUUUGAUGGCUUUCUAUAGUUAUGAGUAUUCGACGUUAUUCUGGUUUUGAUGGCUUUCUAUACUUAUGAGUAUUCGAGUAUGGUAUUGAUAUAAUGUAAUAAAAGAUAUAAUAAAUAUGCUUCAAAAAUAAACCAUGUAAUGUAAUAAAAAACUAUGAAAAAUAGUUGUGUUUGGAGUUGAAA